AAAAAAGAAUUGAUAACAGUGGAAGAUCGGAUAAAUAAGAGACACACUCUGUCAAAGGAAAGACAUGAAGGAAGAAGGAGUACCAAAACCAACACAACACUGCCACCGGCGCGUGGGUCCAUUCUAACAUCACAUUCACAGCUUCUACCCAUUGAAAACACCCUAUCAACAAUAACCUCUGUUUCUUUCUUCCACCACCUUCUCUCUGAGAUUGCACAACAGCAACAGCAAGAAGAUGGGAAUUGCGGUGGCAAGUGUUGAUUUGUUGAGUGAAAAAGCAACCAUGAUGAGAGAGUCUCUGCAGAAUAGCCAGACAAUAACAGACAACGUUGUUUCAAUUCUUGGUUCCUUUGAUCACCGUCUCUCUGCGCUUGAAACCGCCAUGCGUCCCACUCAGAUUAGAACUCAUUCUAUUAGGAAAGCUCAUGAGAAUAUUGAUAGGACUUUGAAGGCUGCGGAGGUUGUAUUGGCUCACUUUGAUCAAUAUCGUCAGGCAGAGGGCAAAAUACUUAAAGGGCCACAUGAAGACCUGGAAAACUAUCUUGAAGCGAUUGAUAAGUUGAGAAGCAACAUUCAGUUUUUUGGCAGCAAGAAGGGUUUUAAGAGUAGUGAUGGUAUUGUUGGCCAUGCUAAUAAUUUGCUUGCUAAAGCUAUUUCUAAGCUAGAAGUUGAGUUUAAGCAGUUACUAUCAUCUUACAGGUUUGUAUUUUUGUGCUCAAUGUUGUUCUCUUUUGACUUUAUUCACGUUACCGUGAUAUUUUCUUUUAUUAUGUGUGAUUUCAGCAAACCUGUGGAACCUGAGCGCCUCUUUGAUUGCCUUCCUAACUCAAUGCGACCUUCGUCAGGGUCACCUGGCCAUGAGGGUGAUCCUAGUGGCAAGAAUCCUUCUAAUCACCAUUCUGAGUCUCACAACAAUAAUGCUGAUGCUGUUGUAUACACACCUCCUGCCCUUAUACCGCCAAGAAUUUUGCCACUGCUACAUGAUUUAGCUCAGCAAAUGGUUGAAGCUGGUCACCAACAACAGUUACUCAAAAUAUACAGGGAUGCCCGGUCUAAUGUAUUGGAAGAGAGCCUCCAAAAACUUGGAGUUGAGAAACUCAACAAAGAUGAUGUCCAAAAGCUGCAAUGGGAGAUUUUGGAAGCCAAAAUUGGAAACUGGAUCCAUUUCAUGCGUAUAGCAGUGAAAUUGCUGUUUGCUGGUGAGAGUAAAGUUUGCGAUCAGAUAUUUGAAGGCUUUGAUUCACUCACUGAACAGUGCUUUGCUGAGGUGACUACAAACAGUGUCUCUAUGCUACUUAGUUUUGGAGAAGCAAUUGCCAAAAGCAAGAGAUCCCCAGAAAAGUUAUUUGUACUUUUGGACAUGUAUGAAAUAAUGCAAGAGCUCCAUUCAGAGAUUGAAACACUUUUUAAAGGCAAAGCUUGCUCUGGAAUAAGAGAAGCUGCAACAGGUUUGACAAAACGACUUGCGCAAACAGCUCAGGAGACGUUUGGAGAUUUUGAAGAGGCAGUUGAGAAAGAUGCUACAAAAACUGCAGUUACAGAUGGAACUGUCCAUCCUUUGACAAGCUAUGUAAUUAACUAUGUGAAGUUUUUAUUUGACUACCGAUCCACCUUGAAGCAACUUUUUCAGGAAUUUGAAGGUGAUGAUUCUUCACAGCUAGCAUCUGUAACGAUGCGAAUAAUGCAAGCUUUGCAAACCAAUUUAGAUGGGAAAUCAAAGCAGUAUAAAGACCUUGCAUUGACACAUCUUUUUCUCAUGAACAAUAUUCAUUAUAUUGUCAGAUCAGUUCGGAGGUCUGAAGCCAAGGAUUUGCUGGGGGAUGAUUGGGUACAACGACAUAGGAGGAUUGUGCAGCAGCAUGCAAAUCAAUACAAAAGAAAUGCUUGGGCAAAGAUUCUUCAGUGCCUAUCUAUUCAGGGCCUUACCUCAUCAGGUGGUGGGAGUGGCACUGCUGGUGGUGAUGGUGGUGGAACUGGAAGCAGUAGUGGUGCUUCAAGAGCAAUUGUUAAAGACAGAUUUAAGUCAUUCAAUGUAAUGUUCGAGGAACUCCAUCAGAAACAAUCUCAAUGGACAGUUCCUGACACUGAGUUGCGAGAGUCUCUUAGGCUUGCAGUUGCUGAAGUCUUGUUGCCUGCCUAUAGAUCGUUUGUGAAACGCUUUGGGCCUCUAGUGGAGAGUGGAAAGAAUCCCCAGAAGUACAUCAAAUACACAGCAGAAGAUCUAGACCGAAUGUUGGGAGAAUUUUUUGAAGGGAAAAACAUGAGUGAAACCAAGCGGUAAAUGAAUUACUUAUAAGGAUAGGCAUAUUUUAACUUGUGCAUGAUGGUAUUUAGUGGUUAGUGCCUUUGUUGUGGAUUGUUUUCUUUUCCCACUUCAAUUGUAAUUCACCAGGUUGUAAUUGGUAGGUGAAUGUAUCUUCCUACCUCUAUAAGGAGGAUGAGGAGUUAUCAUUUGUCUUUUGUGUAUUGCAACAAAUGUAAUAAGAUGGUGAAUGACUUUGAUUCCUUAGAUUUUCUGUAUAGUUCAAUUGAUUUCCAGCGGGAGGUGUUAGUCUCCAAAACCAAUGUAUGUCUACUAACAGAAUCUCCAUUUACUGGAGCAUUGAUUUUUAGAAUUGUGUAUACAAGUGAUUGUAAUUAUAUGAAUGAAAUUUUAGUAGUCUUGAGGG
Abrus precatorius (Indian licorice) is the source of this 2669-nucleotide messenger RNA. Its product is annotated as exocyst complex component EXO70A1-like. The record is from RefSeq and is a predicted model, not a curated record. Gene Ontology annotation, molecular function: phosphatidylinositol-4,5-bisphosphate binding. Gene Ontology annotation, cellular component: exocyst. The coding region runs from base 236 to 2281 and encodes 681 amino acids. The transcript is spliced from 12 exons. Lineage: Eukaryota; Viridiplantae; Streptophyta; Magnoliopsida; Fabales; Fabaceae. Gene Ontology annotation, biological process: exocytosis.